UGACUGAGGUGCGUAACGUCUCGGCGUAAAGCGCUUUCUACGUAAUUCUACGGUCAGCUUGACUUCAUUGGUUGCACGAAUUGAAAAUAGGAGGAUCCCUGAGCACCAACAGCCCUCAGCAAGAGAAUAAAAGCCGAGCUGAAUAAACGUUACAACAGUGAAGUAAACUGAGAGCUUGUAAGUGGCUUAUACUGAGGAACGUUGUUUCUGUUUAUUCUUACUGCUUAUUGGAAAAAAUAUACCCGCACUUCAGUCUUAUGCUGGAUUUAUUAUACGGGGAAAUUUUCGUGUAGAUCAGUUUAUUUCUUUCUUUUUUUUCUUUUUUGGACGGAUACAAAGCUACUGAUGCGUUCUCUGAACAUGUCAAACAACUUCUUACUCGCACCCAUCCCCGAGUCUGCGGAUUAUAUUAUUAACCGAGAUGUUAAAAUCGCGGUACUGGGAUCAUCUGGAGUGGGAAAAACAGCUAUGAUCGUGCGCUUCUUGACCAGGAGAUUCAUCGGCGACUACGAAUCCAAUACAGGGAAUCUGUAUUCGAGACUUGUACACCUGGAAGGAGAGCAGCUCUUCGUACAAAUACAAGACACGCCUUGUGUUCAGGUUGACAGUGAUGGUUCAUUGGUUUCAGAACAUACCUGUAAGUACAUUGAAUGGGCAGAUGGCUUCCUCCUCGUAUAUUCAAUGACAGACUACAAUAGUUACAGGGCCAUCCAAGUCCUUCACCAGCACAUCCGCAAAGUUCACCCAGACUCCAAAGUCCCAGUGGUCAUUGUUGGGAACAAAGGUGACCUCCUUCACGCCAGACAGGUGCAAACCAGUGAAGGGAUUCAACUGGCUAAUGAGCUGGGAGCGGUUUUCUCUGAAAUUUCUACCAGCGAGAACUGUGAGGAUGUAUACGAUGUCUUUCAGCACCUGUGCAAAGAAGUCAGUAAGCUGCAGUCACAGUAUCUGGCAGGAGAAAAGCGAAGAGGGUCCCUCAUUCCACGGCCAAAAUCCCCCAACAUGCAAGACCUAAAAAGACGGUUUAAGCAGGCAUUAUCUUCUAAAGUGAAAUCCACCGGCACUUUGUGAUGUGCAGUGGCACAAGAGACGUUUGUAGCAGACUGAGGUGAUGCGAUGAUAAAGAGGAAUAUUUUUAUUUCCAGAGAUUGACUUUUUAUUUUUGUACUGUAAUUUUAACUUUCCAACUAUAUUACUUGGUGGCACUAACAAAGUUUGUAUUCUCUCCAAAAAGUGCAAAUAUAAUAAAAUAUAUGAUGGGAAAAA
Messenger RNA from Erpetoichthys calabaricus (reedfish), 1266 nucleotides. It is a transcript of the gene rasl11a, whose product is annotated as RAS-like, family 11, member A. The transcript has 4 exons. Bases 346 to 1071 code for a protein of 241 amino acids. Gene Ontology annotation, molecular function: GTP binding; GTPase activity. The record is from RefSeq and is a predicted model, not a curated record. Lineage: Eukaryota; Metazoa; Chordata; Cladistia; Polypteriformes; Polypteridae.